AUGAUUUUUCAAUGGAAUUCCAUGCUUCGAAAACAUUUCAAUGGAUUUAUAAAGAUUAGCUUCUGCAUCGUCAUUGGCUUGGCAUUUUUUGAUAUCGACUUAACAGUGGCAGCGGAAUCUAAGGAUGAUAGCUUUGUGGACUUGAUUCGCGAAUUCGGCCUACCCGAUCUGCCGCCCGGCAUCAUUGGAGUGCCGGGUAUCUGCGGCAACGAACGUAAUCCCUAUCAGGUGUACAGUACGCCGGCUUUUCGCAUCACCAAAGAUGCCAUACUCACCGUACAAACCGCACAAUCCUUCCCUAAUGGCUUUCCUACGGACUUUUCAAUCAUUUUGGCUCUGCGCAGUAAUCAAACGAACCCAACAAAAGCGCCCGUUUUCACUAUAUAUUCGGACGAGAGUGAGGAGGUGCUCUCGCUUAAUCUGGGCAAAGAGAUUAGUCUUAGUUAUGAACAAACCGAUGCUACAUUCAAUCAACGUAAUACCAUUAAUUUUGGCAUUGGCUUUAGUGACACGAAUUGGCAUCGCAUCGGUGUAAGUGUAAAGGGGAAGGCGGCAACUUUGGUAGUGGAUUGUACGAAACAGGUGACGCGACGUUUGGAACGUUCUCGCGGCAGUACUAUCGCUACAAAUGGGCUAAUACUUACCGGCGUACAAAUGACAAAUGACGAGGGAUUUUUUACCGGCGAUGUGCAACUGAUGGCCAUUGUAGAUAGUCCAGAUGCGGGUUAUGAGGUGUGCACGCGGUAUGCGACACCGUGUAUGCAACAAGGCAGCUUUACGAUGGAGCGGUACGUAAGCGGUGUAGGUGGUGAUGCAGAUGGUGGCAGACGUACAGGUGGCAGUUGGUCGUGGUCAUCAUCGAGCAGCAGCAGCAGUACUGGUCAGGGAAGUGGUGGUGCGGAAGGCAUUGAUUUGAGCAGAUCUGCGCUGGGUAUUGGUGAUGGUGGAAGGAGCGUAGCUGGUGGAGCGGCAAGUGAACGGAUUAGUGGUGUAGGCAGCAGCUCGCAAGCGAAUGCACCACAUUUCCAAAUCACCAGUUCCCGAAGCUAUGAAUCUACCCCAAUGGUUAAUGCAGGAGGUUUAGUUGGAAACCUUCAAGUAGGCGAGGCUCAAAAUGGUCAAGAGUUGGGAGCUUAUGGUACUGGCGGCAGUGCGGGUAAUGGAUUCCCGCUUGGCGGAAAUUCUGCUGAAUCUGGCGCUACCGGCAGUGCAAGUGCUGCGCUACCAUUCGAUGAGCAAGGUUUUGAGGAUUAUGCCAUUGAGGGUAAUGAAGGUGUAGAUUUUAACACAUACGUAGAUCUUACAACACCCACGACACUUGAAGCUCCUGACACAAUUGAUGACACCGAUAAUAAAGAUACAAGGAAGCAGGUAGACGAUGAUGCAAAAGAACGUCGUGUGAACUCCACGGAUGCUGACGCAACAGAUGUUAAUCGUAAGCCAGAUAGGCGUAAAAACGGCUCGAGAACGAAUUCUACAGAUCCAAGUUAUGUCAUCGGCGGUGGUAAUACAAUCUGCUACCCCGGUCCGAGGGGCUAUACUGGCACUCCAGGACCACCAGGCGAACCGGGCUAUAAGGGUGAAGCUGGCCGCGAUGGCUUGGCUGGCACUCCAGGUAUUCAAGGACCACCAGGGCAUGUUUUUGUUGUUCCGCAUGCCCAAGGGGGCAAUGAGAAGGGUCCAGACUCACAAGCUGAAGCCCUAAGGCAAAUGAUAUCCCAGCACAUGAUGGCUUUACGUGGUCCGGAAGGUCCUAUGGGUCUUACAGGACUGCCAGGCCCCCCUGGUGUGCCCGGUCAGCGUGGCGAUAAGGGUGAACCCGGCGAUGUUGGUGAACCGGGCUUACGUGGUUUGCGUGGACCUGUUGGUUCGCCGGGCCGUGAUGGACGACGCGGUCGUUCUGGAAGAGAUGGUGAACGUGGCUCUGUGGGACCACAGGGACCGAAAGGUGAAAUCGGACGAAUGGGUCCGAUUGGUUUGCCAGGUGAAAAGGGACAUCGAGGUUUGCCAGGUAUAACUGGUGAAAAGGGUCAACAAGGUGUCGAAGGUCACCCGGGAGAAGAGGGUCCGCCAGGUUUGCCUGGUUUACCAGGUGAAUUGGGUCCUCGUGGAUUUCCAGGACCGCGCGGUUUCCCAGGUCCUGCUGGUAAUCCAGGCUUGCAGGGUGCAGAAGGACCCCAAGGUGCCAAGGGCAGCACUGGUUUAAUGGGCCCAUCUGGCCCUCCAGGACAAAUUGGUGCAAAUGGUCCUCCUGGGGCACCUGGUCCGCAAGGCAAUCUUGGUCCACCAGGCAUAGCUGGACCACCCGGUAAACCUGGCCUUCCUGGUUUGCCUGGAGCUGAUGGUGCUCCAGGUCAUGCGGGUACACCGGGCGCAAUCGGUCCAAAAGGUGACCAAGGCAUGCAGGGUGUUCAAGGACCUGUAGGUUUUCCUGGUCCUCGUGGUCUCAAAGGUGAUGAUGGUCAACGCGGUUCACCAGGUGAUAAAGGUGAUAAUGGCGAAAGAGGGUUAGAUGGUGAAAAAGGUGAUGCUGGUUUGCCUGGUGAACGUGGAACUCCUGGUGCACCCGGCAGUCCAGGUCCAGAAGGUCCCGAAGGUCCAAAAGGUUUUGAAGGUCCUCGAGGUGAAACAGGAUCACAAGGCUCAACCGGCGAAAAGGGCAAACAGGGGCCACAAGGAUUUCAAGGUUACCCUGGUCCGUCUGGUGAUAAGGGUGAUAAAGGAGCGACUGGUACUGCAGGGCCAGUGGGUAUAAAAGGCGAGCGAGGGUUACAAGGGCAAUCAGGUGAGCGCGGUGAGAUGGGUCCUAGAGGUUUUCGUGGUUCAAGAGGAAGACGAGGUGGUGAUGGCAGUCCAGGUCCAAAAGGCGACACAGGCCAACCAGGUGCACCCGGUCUUCAAGGCGAAACUGGACCUCAGGGUACAGAGGGUCCUCGUGGUUUUAUUGGUUUGCCGGGUUCACCAGGCGCAGAUGGCAAAAAUGGUGUCAUGGGCCCUCCUGGCGAGCGGGGACAACCUGGAGAACCAGGAAAACCCGGGCCUCCUGGAGAGUCUGGCGUCAUAGGUCCACGUGGUGCUCCUGGUGAGCUAGGUCCUAUCGGCGAACCCGGUAUACCAGGCCUUCCAGGUUUGCCGGGAGAAGCCGGUUUACCGGGCGAGGCUGGCAAAGAAGGCCCCCCCGGCCCAAUCGGGCCAAUUGGACUACCCGGGCCACAAGGUCCUACCGGACUUCCUGGAUUCCCCGGAGAGCGUGGCCAUCAAGGGCAACCAGGACUUCCCGGGCUUAAAGGAGAGCAAGGUUUGCUAGGUGGUCCCGGAUAUCCUGGUGACAAGGGUCAGACGGGCGAACCAGGUCAUCCUGGUGCACAAGGUCCACCUGGAAACCCAGGACCACCGGGUAGUGCCGGCUCACCAGGGGCCAAAGGUGAACCCGGAGAUAAAGGACCUAUCGGACCAUCUGGUAGAGACGGUUUAACUGGUAUGCGAGGUUUACCAGGACCACCAGGUCCACAAGGCACGCCUGGAGAAGAUGGUGAUAAAGGAGAGACCGGGCCGCCUGGUGAAAAGGGUUUGAAAGGAAAUAGAGGCGAAAUUGGUCCAAUUGGCUCAACAGGAGCCCAGGGACCGCGCGGAGAGUCUGGACCACCUGGACCACCAGGAGAAAAGGGCCCACCAGGAGAAGCUGGGCGAAGAGGCAUAAAAGGAGAAGAUGGGAAACCAGGUCCACCAGGACCACUAGGAAAACCAGGCAUUCAAGGUUUGCCAGGACCAGCUGGCCUUAAGGGUGAGCGAGGUGAUGAUGGACUAAUGGGCCCAAUAGGACCUCCGGGUUCUCCAGGAGAGCAAGGCAGACGAGGAUUGAAAGGUGCUCCUGGACAGCAAGGGAAACCGGGACCACAUGGCCCACAAGGAAUAACCGGAGCAGAUGGUCCUCAAGGACCACCAGGAGCAGUAGGUCCUACAGGUAAACCAGGCGAGACAGGGCCAGCAGGACCCAAAGGAGAACAAGGCAAAUCUGGACCAAUUGGCCCACCUGGCCGUAUAGGCAUGCAGGGCCAGGAGGGUCCAAAAGGAGCUGUGGGGCCACGCGGCUAUCCAGGCGCAAGAGGCGAACCGGGUUUGAUGGGUCCAAAAGGCGACGUAGGAGCUGUUGGCGAAGAUGGUAAACCUGGCGAGCAAGGCCCAAUCGGAGAUAUGGGUCCGGAAGGUAGGAUUGGGGAGCCAGGCCCACCAGGACGGCAAGGGCCAGAAGGACCUGCAGGUUUGCAAGGCAGUCCCGGACCGAUUGGCGAUAAAGGAGAUAAAGGGGAUCUGGGAUCGCAGGGUCCACAAGGAAUUUUAGGUCCGCAGGGUCUACCAGGUUUGCAAGGGCCGCCAGGUAGGAGAGGGCUGCCAGGCGAAGUUGGUGAAACAGGUGUGCCAGGUCCAGAGGGAGUGCCAGGAAAGGAGGGCAGCAUUGGUGAACCCGGACCGGCAGGACCCAAAGGUGACCGCGGCAGACGUGGUCCAAAAGGACAUCGUGGAGAGUUAGGUAUGGUGGGCCUGAAGGGUGAUCAAGGCGAGAAAGGUGAUCGCGGUUUUCGUGGACCACAUGGACCAGAAGGACGCAAAGGCGAACCAGGGUUAGUAGGACCCAUUGGACCCAAGGGCAAUGAUGGCCCACAGGGACCACCUGGAACAAACGGACCGCCCGGACCGAAAGGAACAGAAGGACCAGCUGGCAAUAAAGGUGACAUGGGACCACCAGGACCAGCUGGACCGCCUGGCGCACCAGCUGAGGCACCACUAAUACCACCCGAACUGCUUUUCCAAAUGCAACAAUACUCCACCACAAAAGCGGAAAUACGAAGACGACGCGAUGUUGAUAUACUCGACGAUUUAAAACCCAGCGCUCAUAGCGAUUCGAGUGGCAAAUUGGUGGACAUGUACAGCGCCAUCUACAGCAUGCGACAAGAAAUGGAUCGGAUGCGCAAACCAACCGGUACACAAGACAACCCGGUGCGUACGUGCCGUGAUCUGCACUAUGCACAUCCACAAUUCGAGAACGGCUGGUACUGGAUCGAUCCGAAUGCAGGCAUGCCCGAUGAUGCCAUCUACGUGUACUGCAACAUGAGCGCCGACGGUGAGACAUGCAUUUACCCAGACGCACACACUGCCGAAGCGCCAGUGGUGCCGCGGCGUUCAUCUGGCAGCCCAGACUGGUACUCUCGUCUUAGUGAUGGCGCGAAAAUCGCAUAUGACGGUGUGGGCACAGUUCAAUUGACCUUCUUGCGUUUGCUCGCCGAGGAGGGAUAUCAGAAUUUCACAUAUGAAUGCAGAAAUUCAGUGGCUUGGUACAGUGAAGCGGACGGUGGCUAUACGAAGGCGCUGCGGCUGUUGGGCGAAAACGAAAUGGAAAUCGCACGCGAAGGCACGCCUAUACAACCCGAAGUGUUGCGGGAUGAGUGUCAGAAGCCCAACACGCUAGGCGAGACAGUGUUGCUGGUGCGCACACAACGCCUCAACUAUCUGCCAUUGGUGGACUUCUACCCGCAGGACUAUGCGCGAUUGGAUCAAGCGUUUGGCUUUAAGGUGGGACCGGCGUGCUUUAAAUGA
Messenger RNA from Anastrepha obliqua, 5595 nucleotides. Its product is annotated as collagen alpha-1(I) chain-like. The transcript has 11 exons. Bases 1 to 5595 code for a protein of 1864 amino acids. Gene Ontology annotation, molecular function: extracellular matrix structural constituent. The record is from RefSeq and is a predicted model, not a curated record. Lineage: Eukaryota; Metazoa; Arthropoda; Insecta; Diptera; Tephritidae.